GUGGUGGAGGAGCUGCGGAAGCUCCUGGAUUGCUACGAGCGGGACCUGGGGGAGCCUCUGCCCUUCCUGGCGCUGGCGCUGAGCUCCCGAAAAAACCUCUGCGUGCACCCCGAGGUCUCCGCUCUCCGUUUCGGGAAGGAGGUCGACAGUCGCUGCCUGGCCCUGACGGCCUCGUACCUGCAGGACCCCCCCGAGGGACCCCGGGACGCCUGCGCCUUCUUCCAGGAGUUCGAGGCCCGGGGCCGGCAGAGCCCCCUCCCCUUCGGGGUUCACAACCUGGACGAUCUGCGGGCGCUGGGGAGGCAGCGCGGCUGCUGCCCCUAUUUCCUGGCCAGGAGCUCGCUGGCCCACGCCAACGUGGUGGUGUACAGCUACCAUUACCUGCUGGACCCCAAGAUCGCCGGGCUGGUGUCGGCGGAGCUGGCGCGCUCCUCGGUCGUGGUGUUCGAUGAAGCUCACAACAUCGAUAACGUCUGCAUCGAGGCCAUGGGAGUGACCAUCACGCGCCGGACGCUGGAUCGGUGCCAGGCCAACGUGGCCACGCUGCAGAGCACGGUCCAGAGGAUCAAGGAGACGGAUUCGCGGCGCCUGGCGGACGAGUACCGGCGCCUGGUGCAGGGGCUGCGCGAGGCCGGCGCCGCCCGCGACUCCGACCUGUUCCUGGGGAAUCCCGUCCUGCCCGACGAGAUCCUGCAGGAGGCAGUCCCAGGCAGUAUCCGCACAGCUGAGCACUUUGUGGGGUUCCUUCGCCGUUUGGUCGAGCAUCUCCGGGCUCAGCUCCGGGGACCCCGAGUGCAGCAACUGAGCCCCCCAGCGUUCCUGAGAGAGCUCAGGGAGAAGGUCUGCAUCGACAGGAAACCCCUCAGGUUCUGUGCCGAGCGCCUGCACUCCCUGCUCCGCACUCUCGCCCUCCCCGACGUCGCCGAUUUCUCUCCCAUCACCCUCGUGGCCAAUUUCGCCACCUUGGUCAGCACCUACAGCAAAGGUUUCACAAUCAUCAUGGAGCCGUUUGACGAUCGCACCCCGAGCAUCUCCAACCCCGUGCUGCACUUCAGUUGUUUGGACGCCUCCAUCGCCAUCCGGCCGGUGUUCGACAGGUUCCAGUCAGUGAUCAUCACCUCGGGGACUUUGUCCCCCCUGGAGUUUUACCCCAAGAUUUUGGGGUUCAGCCCCGUUACCAUGGCAACCUUCAGCAUGACCCUGGCCAGGAGCUGCAUCUGCCCCAUGAUCGUGGGCAGGGGCAACGACCAGGUGGCCAUGAGCUCCAAAUUCGAGACCCGCGAGGACAUCGCUGUGGUGAGGAAUUACGGGCAGCUGCUGCUGGAGCUCUCGGCCGUGGUCCCCGACGGCCUCGUGGCUUUUUUCACCAGCUACGUUUACCUGGAGAGCACGGUGGCCUCGUGGUACGAGCAGGGCAUCCUGGAGAACAUCCAGAGGAACAAACUUCUCUUCAUCGAGACCCAGGACGGCGCCGAGACCAGCGUGGCCCUGGAGAAAUAUCAGGAGGCGUGCGAGAACGGCCGCGGGGCCGUGCUGCUCUCGGUGGCGCGAGGAAAAGUCUCCGAGGGAAUCGACUUCG
Messenger RNA from Catharus ustulatus (Swainson's thrush), 1579 nucleotides. RefSeq names its product ERCC excision repair 2, TFIIH core complex helicase subunit (gene ERCC2). Gene Ontology annotation, biological process: transcription by RNA polymerase II; positive regulation of mitotic recombination; nucleotide-excision repair. Gene Ontology annotation, molecular function: hydrolase activity, acting on acid anhydrides, in phosphorus-containing anhydrides; DNA helicase activity; ATP binding. The record is from RefSeq and is a predicted model, not a curated record. Gene Ontology annotation, cellular component: nucleus. The transcript has 15 exons. The annotation marks the transcript as partial. NCBI's taxonomy places the organism in Eukaryota, Metazoa, Chordata, Aves, Passeriformes, Turdidae.